UUUCACUUAUUAUCUUUGAUUCCUUUUUAUUUGAUCUAUUCGUUAUAUUUAGGAACAAAAUGGUGCGGAAGUGGAAACAUUGCUGAGGAUUAUGACGAUCUUGGCAAAUUCGCUGAAACCGAUGCUUGCUGUCGUGAACAUGAUUAUUGUGACGAUAUUAUAGAAGCUAUGACGACAAAAUAUAAUCUGACAAAUCCUUCCUUUUAUACGAGAAUGAACUACAAUGACGGUGGCGUAAGGUUGCAUUGUUCCUGCGACGAGAAGUUCUAUGACUGCCUCCAGCGUUCGGGUGACAAAAUUGCUGGUAAGAUCGGGUUCCUGUACUUCAAUGUUUUGGACACCAAGUGUUACCGCGAGGAUUAUCCAAUUGUGAACUGCAAACGUUACUCGAAAUUUCCUAGACGGUGUUUGGAGUACGACCUGGACGAGAGCCAAACGAAGAGGUAUCAGUGGUUCGACGUGCCCCUAUAUGCCAAAACGACUAUGUUCCACGAAAUCAACGACGUCAAUCCGAUCGGAUUCACGCGUUCUCACAACUGA
Polistes canadensis is the source of this 540-nucleotide messenger RNA. RefSeq names its product phospholipase A2-like (gene Pla2). NCBI's taxonomy places the organism in Eukaryota, Metazoa, Arthropoda, Insecta, Hymenoptera, Vespidae. Gene Ontology annotation, biological process: phospholipid metabolic process; arachidonate secretion. The transcript has 3 exons. The annotation marks the transcript as partial. The record is from RefSeq and is a predicted model, not a curated record.